Messenger RNA from Mesocestoides corti, 177 nucleotides. Lineage: Eukaryota; Metazoa; Platyhelminthes; Cestoda; Cyclophyllidea; Mesocestoididae. The record is from the annotation of a GenBank genome assembly.
AUGUCACAGUUAGAGGAGUUGGAAACUCUAACAGUGUUAUAUGAGACCGAAAUAUUCCAAUUUUCCAAGGACACUGCUUCGUCCCUAAUCACAGGCUGGUACCGUGCCCAUCCAAAGCUGCCUGAAAACAGUCCUACCUUGGAGUUAAAGAUUCGCGACUCCAAUCAGACCAGAAAG